Messenger RNA from Diaporthe batatas, 6956 nucleotides. RefSeq lists its product as uncharacterized. The transcript has 2 exons. NCBI's taxonomy places the organism in Eukaryota, Fungi, Ascomycota, Sordariomycetes, Diaporthales, Diaporthaceae. The coding region runs from base 617 to 5794 and encodes 1725 amino acids. Gene Ontology annotation, biological process: deadenylation-independent decapping of nuclear-transcribed mRNA. The record is from RefSeq and is a predicted model, not a curated record. Gene Ontology annotation, molecular function: protein binding. Gene Ontology annotation, cellular component: P-body.
CGCUUGGGCCGACAAACGGGGAAAAAAGAGAGCACCUCCUCCCGUCGGCCUCUCUCUCCCCCUCGGUUUCUUCCUGCCCACCUUACUACUUUGCCUCUAUUAUCUUUGUGCGCCAACUCGACUGCAUCUCCUCCCCUCCUCUUCCAGCUCGCCGUUAGCAAGCAAAGCCGAUUUACGGUUUGAAUUUUGCUGAGUGGUGCCCAAGGAAGAGUGUACUAGUCCGACCGAGGUUCGUUGCGAUGGCCUCGCUUGAGCAGGGAGCACAGAGGCAAUAGAGCUGACCAGGGCGUACGUCUAGUAAUGCGCCUGCAUACCCCAGCAUCAUCGACCAACUUUCCACUUUUUUCUUUUUCGCCCAGCCGCGAGCGACCUUUGAGCCGCAACCCAAUCCUUUCCAGCAAACGGAAAACCUGACAGCGUCAUCCACUCGCGCCCGUCAACAAUCAAACGUCCACCCCCCUUCUCCUUCUCCUUCUGCAUCGCAACCCUACUCGGCCUGGGGAGAGCUGCAAUCAUCAAUUCGGGGCUGACCCAGUCAUCACCCUCUCCCUCGCCCUGGUGUUAGCCACACCUCCUAGCUGCCGUCCCAGCUGCCGGUCAAGCUUCAAGUGCAAUCAUGGCUAGCUACGGCGGAGGUGCCGGAGGCGACGGCUCGCUCAACUCACUCCUCGCCCAGCUGCAGCGCCAGCACUCGCAUCAUUCGCAGCAGUCCAGCGGCCAUGAGAGCUACGAUCAAUCUGCAUCGCAGUACCAGCACCAGCAGCCGCAGCACCAGCAGCCGCAACACCAGCAGCAGCCGCCACCCUCUGGCUACGACCUGCGCUCCCAAUUCAACCCAUACACCAGCAACACCCAGCAAGCUCCCCACUACCACCAGCACCAGCAGCAGCACGUCAAUGAGUCGUACCCCUCUCAGGACAGCACCGACUAUAACCCUCCUGCCGCGCCGACCCCGCCAUCUGCCAUGUACCAGUCCCAGCACCCUCCUGGGUUUGCCACCAGGCCAAUUGACGGCGGCGACGAUCGCACCUCAAGCUUGUUGAGUCUCCUCAAGCUGAACAGCGGCGCAGGUGGGCAGCAGGGCAUGUCGCCGCAACAGCAGCAGCAGCCGCCGCAGCCAUCCGACCAGCUUCACCGCGAUUCGCUCAUUCGCCACGCCUCAAACCAACAGCCGAGCACCAUCCAUGCUCCUGCGCCGUCUUCCGCUGACCCCACCGGCCUGCUCGCUGCGCUUAUGCGAGGCAAGUUCCAGGACGACGAGACCAAGUCGGAGCAUUCGCCAAAGCCUCAGCCUCAGGAGCCUGUGGCCGACAGCAGCUGGAACAAUGCACCUCCGCCCGAGAACACUCAGCAGUACCUGCUCAAUUUGUUGAACAGGCCAAAGCCUAGUCAGGGCGACACCCGUCCCGAGCCUCAUGCGCAAAGCGAACCCGACAGCAAGAUUGCCUCCCCACCAACCGAGCAGCACAACAAGCAGGACUUUUCUACCCUCGAGCGGGCCCUGUCCGACACCACUAAUCGAGCCAACCCUGUUGUUCCUACUGCGAGCUCGUUCGAAUUUGUCUCUCAGGACACUCAGUUCAAACCCUCCCCGGCCCCUGCAGUGUCGAGCCGAGAUGGCACUCCUGCUACAAAGUCCGGGAUAUUCAACUAUACCAACCCCUUCGAUGAGCUGACUGCUUCAGUCUCUCCUCAGAACCGGGCUGGUGGAAAAUCUACAACACCCGGGGUGUCCGGCUCUCCCAGUAUCCAGGCCCAAGCUCCAGGACUGGUCCAGAUCUUGAAGAAGCCUGGAUCGUCCGCUGGUCCAGAGCACAAGCGUCUGUCAAGCACUAGCAGCCACUUGGAAGGUCGCGAGUCAACCCGCCGAAAGGUGGAUGGCCCCAGUUCGCACGCCGAGCAUGAGCCCGAGCCUAAGCACAAGGAGACUGUGUCUGAGGCUGUUAGCGACAUCGCCAACCAGGCUGAUUUGCAGGCUCGGGAGGCAAUUACCCGUGCUGAAGAUGAGCAAGCCCAGGCCAGGAUCACCCAGGACCUUAAGGAGCUGAUGGCUGCUCAGACGGACAAGGAGUUCAACGAGGCGGCCGCCCACGCUGCUUCAGACAUCAAGGAGGAGCUCGAGAAGGACGAGAACAAGACUGCCUUGGAGACAGCAUUCCGUCCCGAAUUGGCAAAGGCCGUCCGAGAGAUUGUGGAUGAUGCCGCCCAGGGUCCCGUCGCCGAUAGCUGGGAGAGUGCCGAAGCCGAAGACGAGAUUGUUGUCAUCGAGGAGACGACUAGUCCUGUCAAGGUCUUCAACUUCCCCAUGAAACCGUGGAUCUCCAUCACGGUCCAAGACGGUGCCAACGACACCCGUCCUGUCUUCCGCGAUGACGCCAUCCUCGACAUUGCGCGGCUCAAGAAAGAGUUUGACCAAAUCGACCGCAACCUCGUGGCCUCGUCAGAGGCGUACCUGGCAUACGGCAUGUCUAAGGCUGGCGGUCUCCGCGUCAUUAGGCAGGACGACGGUCGUGAUGCCAAGUUGUUUGCCGAUACUAAGGACCGCAUUUUCAACCUCGCCAUGUCCGCCACACCCGCAGACCAGGAAGUCACCCAAAAGGAGGCUAUCGUUGGUACCGGUAUCAGUGGCACGGUCUAUUGGGUGCAGGUCAAGGACGGCGAGAAGGACCACCUCGACGAUGCUCAUCUCGAGCAGUACGGGUUUGCUCUGCCUCCUAGCAGUGCCCAGGAGGGCGGAGAUGCCCCCGGCGGUGUUCUGAAGACCCGCGCUCGCACCUCCACCAACCACCCGGAGUACUUUGCUGUCGGCCGCGGCAAAUCCAUCAACAUCAUCUGGCCGUCGUUUGUCUUGCAGAGAAAUCUCAUCAAGCCUGGCCACGACCGUGUCGUCGACACCGACCGACUUGCCAAGGAGUGCUCGCUGAAGAUCAACACUGGAAAGGCUGGUAAGGACUUCACUUUCAGUCAGGAUGACUCAGUCGUUGUCUCGCUUGACAAGUCGGGCCGUGUUAAGUUCUGGGAUGUCCGUGACCUGACCGCCUCCGACGAGGAAUCUGACCCUCGCAACCCAAUGCCAGCACACACCUCGGCCGAGGUGAAGGAGCCGCUGAUGACUCUGACAACAACCCCAGAAGGAGAAAAGGCCUGGCCUACUUCUGUGCUUUUGUUGGACAAGCUCCGGCCGUAUCAGAAGCGCACGGCGCUGCGCUACCUGAUCGUGGGUAUGAAACAAAACCACACGUUGCAGCUCUGGGACUUGGCCCUGGGCAAGCCUGUUCAAGAAUUCAACCUUCCUCACAGCAAGGAAUCCGACGCUGUCUGCAGUGUCAUGUACCACCCUCCCUCUGGUAUCAUUGUUGUUGGUCACCCGACGCGGAACUCGGUCUACUUCCUUCACCUCUCGGCGCCUAAGUACGCGUUGAAGAACAACCCGUCGCAGGUCGAUUACAUCCAGAAGUUGGUGGCGCAAGACUCCUCGAUCCCCACUCCUGACUCUACCGCAGUCAUCAGCGGCAUGAGGGAGUACUCGUUCGCCAACAAGGGUGUUCUGCGAAGCCUUUACCUCCUCCAGAACCCAGCUUCCUCUGGAGAAGGCGCUGAGGCCACACUCUUUGAGCUCUAUGCCAUGCACUCAAAGGGAGUAGCAUGUAUCUCCAUCAAAGCGUCUGAGCUGGGUUGGGACGACGACAACAAGGUUAUUAACCCUGUCGACGCCACACAAGCGGGCGUUGUCUCCAUUACGAAGCUGAGGCCACCACCUACCCAACCCUCGAAUCAGCUGCCUGAGGAACCAGCAGCGCAGCCCUCAAUUCGCCUGGCUGUGCGGCCAAAGGAACCGGCUCCCGAGCCUGCACCAGAGCCGUCCACCCGAAAAGUCGUCACUCCACCCAAGCACAAGGAGGCGAAGGAGGAAGAGUCUGCCGUGCCAGUUCCUGCCUCGGAGAAGCCUGACAAGAAGGGAAGGAAGAAGAAGGCUGCUGCUGAAAAGGCUGCUGCACAGGCUGCUGCGCUGGCUGAACGUGAGCGGGAAGCUGCGCAGACCAACGGCCACGCCCCCAAGGUCGUCGCUACCACGACACACGAGCCGGCCAAGGCCUCUAAAUCCACACCUUUCCCAAGCUUCUCGCAGGAAGUCGACACGCGCAUCAACACGAUGGAGAAGCGUCUUAUCGAGAACAUUGCAAGCUCCUUCCAGUCCAGUCUCUCUGGUCUCCGCCAGAGUCUUGACAAGGAUGCAAAGACUCGCGACAGCCAGUUCGAAGGGAACCAGGUGAAGCUCCUGGGCAUGGUCUCGGAGGUCCUCAACGAGAACUGCCAAGGUGUACUCGCCAAGAUCAUCGAGGAGGAGAUGGAGAAGUCCAUCGCACCAAAGGUUGGUGAGGUUGUCACGCGCACGGUGACCGCCGAGCUUGGAAGCAGGCUCGGCAGUUCUGUCCCGCAGGCAGUGCAGAGGGAGAUACAGCGCACCCUGCCUCAUGCUAUGGACCAGGCUCUGCGGAAGCCUGAGCUCGUCAAGUCGAUGACCGACAAGAUGGUCCACACACUCUCUGCCAAGAUCGACGAGCAGCUCUACGCAGUCCUUGACGAUAGAAUCAUCCCUCGGUUCACUAAGCUGGCUACCGAGGCAGUGACUGCGUGUGGCAAGGAGAUCCUGGUUAAUGUCAACAACCAGUUUAAUGCGAUCGAGCAAGUACGUCUGAAGGACAUGCAAAAGUUUGAGCAGCUCGUUGCCCUCAACACCAACAUGUCAGAGACUCUGAACACUAUGGUCACUGCCCAGGCAAGCUUCCAGGAGGAAAUCCUGAAGCUCCAGACUGAACUUGUCAAACAGCAGUCGCGGAAGGUAUCGCCAGCGCACCACUCGUCUCGCUCUCGACAGCUCGGGCAGGAAGGUCACGCACCGGGCAACGGCUCAUACCACAGCCCAUCUCACAGCCAGUCUCAGGCUUUGCAGCAUGUGGCACAAGCCAUCGUCCCUCAGCAGCAGUACGGCAGCCCCCAGGCUGGGUCACAGCAAUACCCAAACGCGGCUGCAGGCGGCGUUAAUUCCCCACAGCACUCCCAGCAAUGGGCACCUUCAGCUUCCAUGAUCUCGCAACCGCACCAGCAGUACCCCAACCAGCCUGUGAAUCCUAGCAUCCUAUCACUGCAACAAUCCCAGCAGUUUGGAAGCCCGUCAAGCCAGCAGCCCGGCCAAUUCCCCGGUCAGCAACAAGUUCAACAACAGGCGCCACCGCAAACAUCACAAAUCAGUGGAUCGCAGCUGUCCUCUUCUCAGGUCGUGUUCCAGCCGACUACCAAGGACAACCGUGAGCGUCUGGACAUUGAGCAGGCAUGCGAGCGUGUGCGCACUUACAUGACACAAGGCAAGUUCGACGACGCAGUAAUGACCUGGAUUCAAGACACCCGUAACGAGGAAGAGGUCUUCUCCCAGGUCCUGGCCAAGUACGAUGCCACGUUCAUUCAGAACCUGAACCCACUGCUGCUCUUGACUGUUGCAGCGACUGUCACGGCGAAUCUGGAAAACCCCCAGCUUCUGCACACUAAGCUCGGCUGGACUGAGGUUGUUCUGGUCACAUUCUUCGAGGCUCUCCCCAGAAUUGAGGGACAAGUCCGCGAAAUCACCCCCAAGGUCAUGUCGCUGCUGAAGGGUCGCCUCGAGCAUGUAUUCCUGCGCCUCAGCAGCACGAUGCCCAGCGACCCAGCCCUGAGGAACAUCUCCAGCAUGACGAGCCUGACGCAGCGAAUCACAGACUCCAUGCGGCCUAUUGCCGCUGCCGGCGUGCCGUACUAGUAUUGAACGAAAAGUAUCUUUUGACUUACCUUAGUCUUGGAUGCAGGCAUGGAAGUCGAGGAGCCCCCACGCGAGGCUCGACAGCUCGUCAGUCAUGCGCGGAUGCCGUGGGCACCGCCUGGCUCUUGCAUUCCGCGCAAGAAGAAACAUGUUGUUUCUUAUAUGUACAAACAUCACCAAAACAUACUUACGGGUGGUCUACGGGUCAGGAUUGAACCGAGCCAUACGAGACAAUAGGGAUACCCGCAGCGGUAAACUUGGGAAAAGGAAUGAGGGAAGGAAGAGGGAAAGAGGGGUUUUUUAUCCCUUAGGUUCAGUACACAACUUACUUGGCUCGUCAGGAAAGCAGAAGGCAAGUAAGGAAGGAAGGAAGGAAUGCAAGCGACGAAAAGGGCGCGAAAGGAAGGGGGAAGAAACACGCGAUGAGACGUAGAGGGGAGUGCGCCAGCAGUGACGAUGUCUGCGAGGGGUCGCGCUUUAUGGAGGGGGGGGGGGGAGCAAAGACGAAAGGGGAGGGGGGAUCUUGGACUCGGUUUGGAAAAGCCGGGCCCUGGGCCGCUGGUGCCUUGCACAUGUGGUUCUCCCCCUUUUAUUUUUCUUCUUCUUCUUCUUCCAUGGUCUCGGUGCUGGCGAACCCCGCCCCUUGUCUCUCUCCCCCGGGGGAGGUUAUUGUCUGGUAAUUCUGUAGCGUUGGGGAGUAAUGAUUGAGAGAGAUAUGGAGAGAGAUUCCCGGCCAUUGCAAUAUUUUUUUUGUGAAGUUUUUGAUUGGAGGGUGGUGGUGCUUGUCGAGCGGCAGUGGCUGUCGGGAGGGUCUCUGCUUGUUGUGGGACAUUGACGGUCGUUGGAUAAUUGAAGGGUGAGGCAGGCAGGCAGGCCUAGGGGUCCCGCGACCUCGGGACAGGCGAGUGGUCCGCCGAAGGGGUGGGGGCAGGUCAUGGAGGAGUUGUUCUGAUCUAUGAACCUUCAGGCUGCUUUACUUGCCGUGGACGUCCGGAAGAGGGUAGUGGAGGAUGUCGACGAAUGCGAUUAUUGGUUCCUGCAAAGGGUGUUUGGUGUCGGUUUCACUGUUGGAGGACAUGAGGAAACACAUGCAGGACUGGACCAUCCUGCCUGGAAAAUUUCAGCAAACUUAUUGUGCUGUACUGUGCUGCCCUGCCCAAAU